Messenger RNA from Penaeus indicus, 858 nucleotides. RefSeq lists its product as uncharacterized. The record is from RefSeq and is a predicted model, not a curated record. Lineage: Eukaryota; Metazoa; Arthropoda; Malacostraca; Decapoda; Penaeidae.
CCUCCACCUCCACCUCCCCCACCACCACCACCUCCACCACCACCUUUACCUCCACCUCCCCCACCACCACCUCCACCUCCACCUCCACUUUCACCUUCCCCACCACCACCUCCACCACCACCUCCACCACCACCUCCACCACCUCCACCUCCACCUCCACCUCUACCUCCCCCACCACCACCUCCACCUCCACCUCCACCUUUACCUCCACCUCCCCCACCACCACCUCCACCUCCACCUCCACUUUCACCUCCCCCACCACUACCUCCACCUCCACCUCCACCUCCCCCACCACCACCUCCACCACCACCUCCACCACCACCACCACCUCCACCUCCACCUCCACCUCCACCACCACCACCUCCACCUCCACCUCCACCUUUACCUCCACCUCCCCCACCACCACCUCCACCUCCACCUCCACUUUCAUCUCCCCCACCACCACCACCAACUACACCACCACCUCCACCUCCACCACCACCUCCACCUCCACCUCCACCUCCCCCACCACCACCUCCACCUCCACCUCCACCACCACCUCCACCUCCACCUCCACCUCCACCACCACCUCCACCUCCACCUCCACCUCAACCACCACCACCUCCACCUCCACCUCCACCUUUACCUCCCCCACCACCACCUCCACCACCACCUCCACCUCCACCUCCACCUUUACCUCCACCACCUCCACCACCACCUCCACCUCCACCUCCCCUACCUCCUCCACCUCCUCCACCUCCUCCUCCACCACCUCCACCAUCACCUCCACCUCCCCUACCUCCUCCGCCUCCUCCUCCACCUCCACCUCUACCUCCUCCUCCACCUCCACCUCCGCUUCCACCUCCCCUACCUCCUCCG